AUUUAAGUAGAGUAGGAAUAGAAUUGUUCCCUUGUAUGUUGAAUCUUCUAUACGAUGGAUUUCUUGACGAUGUAGGACAAACAAAUAAGAUGAGGCAGAGGCACACCCAUCGCGCGGUCGCGUCCCAAAUUUGGGCUCGCCCCGGCGAUCCCCGAGACUCCUCGUUUUUCGGUGACUGAGGUUACGACAGCACUCAAGUCUACUGUUGACGAUCUGCUUGUCGCUUGCUAAGUACUUCCACGCGAGCGUGACCCAUUCGCCGCAGGAGCUAGCUGCGUGUUUAUUUGUCGCGUCUGGCAGUGUCGUGUGCCAGUGAGUCGCAGUUGCGAGGGUGAAGUAGCUCUGGCGCAUUCGCAUUGUGCAAGUGGGUAGAAGGCUAUCUAUUUGCGACAAAUUAUGGCGACUGCAGCGGGAGAUCAGACGGGCGCGCCGCCGAAGCCGGCCGAGCUCGAGAAGGCGCAAGUGGCGGAGGCAUAUGGAAGCGCCAGGCUUGAAAUCGUCAAAGUUGAAAUAGUUUGUAAUGCAUAAAAUGCGAUACAAAAAGUGACUCUAUUGUUGAAGGCGCGAGGGAGGCAGAUUCUAGUGCUGGUGAGGGUCAACAAUUGGGCUGCUGACUAGCAUGACAGGGAGCAACCACCUUUCCCGAAACAGCAUGACAGACUUGCUUCAGAGGCCAGGAAAAUUUGUCAUGCGCCGGUUGGAAACUGUGGGUCCAGCUGGUAUAGAUUUUAUGCAUCACAAAUUAUUUCAACUUUGUUAAUUUCAAUCCUGACAGUCCCAUAAGGCACGGUUUGACCGUAUCAUCCGGCAGUUGAAGAAUCUAGCGCUGUAUGACAAGCUACAAAAAACCGACCGGCUGCACUUGAUCACAAGGGCAGAAGUAGUGGAGUUAUUCAACAUUCUAGAUCAGAACAACUCGGGGGAAAUAACACGAGAAGACCUCUUGAUUCUGGCCUCGAUACCAGGUUUGCUAUAGAAUUUUUAUGGCUGUGCUUUGCUGGUCCGCCCUUAUCCUUUGCAAUGUCACAAGCAGGCAGUUUAUAGAUGUAAAUCAAUGGAUACGACCAUCCGUGGAGAAGAACAAUAUAUGUGGUCUGUGCUUCUUUAUUGUGUUUGAUGAGCUUUCUCUUUGUGGCUGGUCCUAUCCAGUUUAUUUUCAAAAUUAGGUUUGAUGAUAUCAUAUGUUAAUCUUGUCGGAUCGAUAAAACUUAUGAUGUCACUGUCAGCUUAAUUGUAUACCAUUUCGUAAAGUGGAUUUCACAUGAAGACCACGAUAAAAACCAUGAAAUUAAAUCAGGAUCAAACUUUUCGGAGACCCAUGUCAACAGCAUCAUGGAGGAUUGUGAUCGCGAUUAUCCAGACUAAAAAUCUCCCCAACCAAGAGUCAAGAUGAGAGUUUUGCUUUGGGUGUUGCGCAUGACAAGUUUCUGCUCGUGGUUUAGCCCAUCCGCAACACAAACCGAUCGUCUUAGCUUCCUCAUUCGGGCAUGACAAACUUCCCGACAGCAUUAUGAAUGCUCCUCGUGGGUUUGGGCCUGCACAUGAGAAAGAUGUUUUUCCGUUUUACAAUUGCAGACUUCCAUGCCGUUCUGACCCUAGAUCUCCUGCGUCCGAAGCUGCUUGCGGCGACGGUGCAAAGGUUUUUGAAGUGGCGCAGUCGGGUAUGCAUGACAAAUGGCGUUGCUGCACCGUUUUUAGCAUAAAACAGAUGUGUGCUGGGGACGUUUUUCCACAGGAUAGAGAUGGUAACGGGAUCAUUACCAUCGAAGAACUUUUUAAGGCGGUCUAUGAACUGCAAAUGUGUCUGGGUCUGGAAGGUUGCGAGACGUGUACUGAAGCGCUGCCAGAACAAAAAAGAGCUUCAUGAGCAUGAGAAUGCAGCUCCUUUUUCUUCAUGCAAAGUCGCGAUUUUUCAUGUGUUUUAUUACGGGAUACAUAGUUAAAAAAUUAUUGUCCUCGUGCCUGCAUGCCUAUUCGACUUCGUUUAUCACGAUCACGACGCUCACUAACGCCUUUACAUGAAAAGAUUCUAAACCUCCCAGGCAUAUUUGCCAUGCAUACGGUCACUCAGGGAACCAUGGCGUUUUCUGUCAUGUUGGACGAAGUCUCGGGGCGCAGAAUACAUGGCACCAACGACGAGUGCUCGCGUGAGCAUCUGCUGCGCUACAUGAAGCACCAGUUCAACAAGGACUAUGCAAGAAAAAUACUGUGGAAGUGUAAGUCUGUGAUGCAGAAAAUACAAAACAGUUACACUUGUCAUGCCAGACAGCCAUGAAGUCCUCGCUUUAUGUGUGUCUCCCCUUAUAAGCCACGCAUGACAGGUUUUCUCUGUCAUGUAGAGCAAAUUUGUGAUGCUGUCAGCUAAAGAAAGUUACACUAACGCAGUUUUUUUCUUGGAUAAGGACGAUGCGUGUUUCAGUUUACCCUUCACGCUAUGCAUUCCAAAAGUAUCGUAGUCGUAUCAGAAGUAUGAAUUGCAUUACAAAUUCGCUCAGCAUUAAAAGGGUUUUCGUAAUGCGGAUACACCUUGGGACUGGGAACUAGAGUGGUAAUGCGGGAUCGCAAUUGCGUACGACUACGAUGCUUUUCCACAGGAUAUACGCUGCUUUUUUUCACCGUGUUUCUGUUCCUUAUUCAGAUUCAUUUGGAGAUCUCUAUGCAAUGUAAAUUUCCCGUACAUGUACAAACUGCAUGACAAAUAUUGCUAAUUUGCAGUGUACAACUUGUCAUGCUAGACUAGGAUUGAAGGCAAACUUUGUCAUGCAGAGACAGCCUUUGUACGUGUACAGGAAAUUUCCUGUGGAUAAUCUCCUCAACCUUCUUAGUCCACUCUGCCAUCCAGCACGAAAUUGACGGCGAGGGAGGCCGGACGAAUCACGAAGGACCAUUUCUCAUGAGAGACGUUCACGAUGUAUAAUUGCGUCCUAAGUUAGUAGCCUUGAUUCUAACCGCUCUUGACCCAGACAAGAGAUACAUGAAUAUGGUGAUGUUAUACCAGUGUUUUUGUUUAUUACCAACGAAGUCUCGGCAUUUGUAAAUUGAUACACAGUUUAUUUCAGUUAUGCUUAUGUCAUGUUAGUGAACUACCAUAAUAUCAAAAACCUUUUCAAUUUUUUUUUCUCCACAGACACCGACUUUCUGGGAUUGGUUCAACUCGUCCUUCGUAGCAUGCACAUUCAAAUCCGCUGCCGUAUCCAGUGCAUAUCAGGUGUCUGCUUUCACGUCAGAUGAACAUGUCAAUGUCAAUUUAUACGCAAACCCGCAUAGAGAAGUGUCUUCUCAAAGCAGGAUAAGGGCAAAGCCAAUAAGAUGAAGUACUAGGAGAGCACUUUUUAUUGAUCAUUGUUACUGUACGAAUGCGACCGAUUUGCUUGCGACGAAUGCAGCACAUAGUCGAUCUCUUCACAUAUGCAUUUUUCAAAAUCAAUAUGCAUUUGUACGAUCAUGAUAAAAAAUAUGAUGCAAAGCGGGAAUUGGCAUAGCGAAUCGGAAUCCAGCGCCUGUUGCCUGCGGUGCUUUCACAGGCAUGAUUUUGACUCUACAUGAUGCAGCUGCGAGUGCGACACUGUUUUUGUAUUGGAUACGUGUACUGGUUGCCUGAUUUUCCUGUUCCGGGGCGAGUGGGCACCUUCAAUCAGAUAGUUGGCGGUGUGGGGUUGACAAAGCACGAGACCAUUAUGGAGAAAUGCGAGCAGGAUGAGUGGCUUCAGACAACCUACGAUGCACGAGCUAUUGAAGAGUCUCUAACACCGUGUGCCUACAUGGACGGCGCCGAGGUGGAGACCACGGAAUGGCUCUUCUAUCAGAUGCACGAAAAUGACCUUCGGGACCAAAUCGAAAACCUGAUUAACACACAGUGGCUUAACUAUCCCACGAAAAUGUUGAGUCAAGGGAAACAGGAGCUAUGCGUAUGCACACGACGCGGCUAAAAAGACUUGCAUGCAUGAUGGAUGACGCAGGUGCAGUUUGAAGAUCUGACGCAGACCAUCCGCGCAAAUUAUUGAAACGCUGAUAUACCUUUAAUAGGAAAGGAAAAAACUUUAAAAAAUCUUCCAAGAAGAAGGGCACUGGUUGCGACGAAAUGUUGUCUGAGAACAUCGAAGUACUUGUGACAAGUCCUUCGAAGAUGUCCUCAGCUGAACUAAAUUUAUCACCGCUGGCAGUCCAGAAAGAACUGAGGUAGAUGAAGCGGCACACUUUUCGUACACGCUCCAACUUGAUAGCUGCCUCAGACUUUCGUGCGGAUAAAAGCCCGAAGGUGACGCUAAUCCGAAUUCGAUUUCUCAGCUACAACGCACCUUACGGCCUUUUUACGAGUACGCAUCUGGAUAUUGCGUGGGACAGACAGGGUCUCUAUAGGAUAAGGUAUCCAAUAGACCUACCAUUUUGAUGGGUAUUUUUUCACCCACUCGCAUGUCCUGUCAUUGCUUUUGCCAUUUUCUGUCUUUUCUAGCGCAGUAUACCCGCCCUCGCCGUCUCCAUUCUAUUGUGCAUUUUUAUUUGCAGUCAGUGAUGUCAAUCUCAACACACACUUGCAAUGUAUCAACAUCCGACUCUUCCAUUUCUGAUCAGAUCAGCAUGAGCGCCACGGCGGGGCAUACCUGCUGGCGCUGCUGUUCAUCUUGUUCGAUGUUUUCGAAUAAAUCGGCUUGCUCGAGGAACGCGUGAUGCACGAUAGCAACAAAAGUGGUAGAUGAUGGUGGAGACACGACAGUGACGGAGACACCUGAUUAGCAGUCGACUCUUCGAUCGAUAAUUUUUAAGAAUAUAUUUAUAAUAAAAUCAGGUACUACAUGACCUCGUUUGAGGCGGACCCAUAUGCGAAGGGGUGGAAAGUGAUCAUAGAUUUGCUGUAUGUGGCCCUGGUCAUGAAGAUGAUGUACGCGGAGUCGAAGGAGAUGAUACCGGCGAUCAAAAAUGGUCUCGAUGGGUUUCUCGACUACUGGGAAUUCUGGAACGCGAUCGAUUGGCUUUCCAUCUUCACCGGUGUCGUGCUACUUGCGAUGUGGCUUUCCAUGGUCGGAAGCAUCAGUGGGCAAUUGAAGGAGGAGAUAAUAGGUACUGAUAGUUUCCUUUUUCCCACUGUUCAUCUUUGGCCUGCUGCAUCCUAAGUUUCGUUGUAGUUGACCUGACCCGCAAAUAAGACCGUUCCGCUGCGUCGCUGUGGAUGCUGGCGCAGGCUAGGGCCUUUGUCUUUUGUAGCGUUAGCGUUACUCUUCUAUUGUACUUACUACAGCGUUAGCUUCUUUCCAUGAUAGUAGAGUGUCAACAAUAGCAAUCCGCACCACCUUUCUCGCUUGGCAGGUCUCCCGUCCCAGCAGAUCGAAGGCAGGAUGGGUUUGGACUCCUACAUUGUGCAGAUUGCGGAUUUUUUGACUCCGCAGCAAAUCGAAGACCAGAGUGGGCAAACCUUGGAAGACAUGGCGGCGAAAAGCGAGAAGGUGCUCACCGCACUAGAGGAGAUUAUCCGCAGAAAAAAACCCAUUUCCAUCCAUUUUUUGCAUGACAAACACAGGACUUUAUACGUGUUUUGCAUGACAAAUUAGAUGCGGAUGGGUGUUUCUUCCUGGAUAGAGAUCGUCAGUUCCUACUCGCUGUUCCGCAGCUUCAUUGCGGGAUACAUUUUGGUGAUGAUGAUGCGAUUUUUCAAGGCUUUCCGCGCCAACCCCCGUCUGAACGUGGUGACGCAAACGAUUCUGGAGGGGUCCACCGAUAUCAGUCACUUCGCAGUGGUGUUUCUCACCAUUUUCACCGCCUUCGUGUUGUGUGCGCAGGUGCUGUUUGGAAGCCGAGUGAAGCAGUUUUCCACGCUCACAAGGGCGUACAACAUGGCUUUCCGCAUUCUCAUGGGCGAGUUUGACUUCGACGCCAUGACCCUCGGGAGCGACCUGGACUACCUGUACGGAACCCUCUGGUUCUGGAUGUUCGAAACCUUGGUCUUCUAUGGAUGUGUCAGAGUUGAAAUCGACAAAGUUGAAAUAAUUUGUCAUGCAUAAAAUGGAUGCCAGUUGGAACCCAGUUUCCAAGUGGCGCGUGACAAAUUUCGGUGGUCCCUAAAUCCAGUUUGUCAUGCUAUUUACUUUUAGGCGAAGAAGAGCGAUUUUCUCAUGCUACUUUAGCAGCUCGAGCUGUAACCCCAAACAUGCUUACAAUCGGCUUCACUUGCCUGCUCUGCAACACAUGUGCCUCGGGUCAUGCAUUUCAUGCAUUACAGAUUAUUUCAACUUUGACGAUUUCAAACCUGACGCUUCCAUAUCUUCCUGAUCAUGUUUAAUAUGUUGCUAGCCAUUGUAAUGGACACCUACGCAAAAGUGUCCGGAAAAAAAGAGGGCAGCGAAACAAUGGUAUAAAAAUGAGCAAAUAUUGCCCUUUCAUCAUUAAACGACUUGUACAAUAUUAUAUUGCGUUGAAGAUUUUCUUUCGAAUCCUCGUCGGCCGCCACUUUGUACAACAUGUGUUCGCCUCCCACUUGUAGUUCUUUUGUCAAGGAAACAAGUACUGGAACUUGAAGAGCAAGUAGCCGAUUAUCACGAGGGGCAGCUUAACUAGGCAGCCGCUGUGCCUGCGGCGGGAAAUAAUCCUAUUUUCAAAUAUAAAACACAUCAAACACUUAUCUAUGAUUCUUGAAAUUGAUCAGGUUGAACAAACCUUCUCGACGUACCGCAUGUUGCAGCUGACCAAGAAGGCGGGGCACUUGAACCUGUGGUACCUGAUCUGCGAGUUCGAAGACGAUGACGAUCCGGCGCACCCAGAAAAGAUCGUGUCGGUGCGUUCUCUGCGUCGCGCCUUUCCGAAAAUGACGAAGCACAACGCGGAGUUUCUGAUCCACAAAACCAUCGAGCACUUGCAAGACGAAGAGGCUGGGGCGGAGGCGGUGACACUCACCAUGGCCAUGAAGAUGAUCACGAAGUCGUUGCAGUUCUCGAAGCGAUAUGCAAUGCAAGAGCAUCGUACUAGUAUAAAUUGCAUUACAAAUUAGCCCAGCAUUACAAAUUAAAUUUGUAGUGCUGAUUUACCUUGGCCUUGGGAAAGAGAUUUGUAAUGCAUAAAUGCAAUUGCUACGAAUACGAUACUUUUGCACACGAUAAGCGAACCAGCGAGCAGAUGGAGCUCGUCUACGCUGAAAUGGUAUCAAAUGUAAAAAUGUCUGGGUCUGGAAGAUUCUAAACUUGUAAUGCUGUCUCUGGAUCCUAAGAAUAAGAAAAUUUGUAUUGCAUGACCAGCAAGGGGACUCCAGUUCGUGCUACGCGGAGAGGGCAUUUCUCAUGCGGUAGAGGCAUCACAGAGUCCUCUAAAAAUCUGUGAUGCUAGGGCAUGCAUCACAGACAUCAUGGGUCAUUCAAAAUAUGCAUGACAAACCUGGCAAUCUUCCAGACCCAGACACUUUUGCAUUUGAUAAAUGGUGCUCGCGCGCAACGCCCGCAUCAACGCGGCCAUGAACCCGAUGGCCGGGCCGGCCGGCGGACAGAUGAUGGCGGGCGCCAUGAUGCCCGGUAUGAUGGCCCCAGGAAUGAUGGGACCCGGGGGUCCUGGCGGAAAUCCAAACCAGCAAAUGAUGCUCGCGGUACAACUUCAGCUACGUCUACUAAUAUGGUGUUUAUUGAUGUGGCUUUUAUACCAUAACUAUUAGUAUGCUUGUUCCAGUUUAUAAUAUGAUUUCUCUGCGAUAUUUUAGCGACUCUUUUAUCGCUGAAUAUGUCGACACACCUCCCUCGAAAAACAAAACGAAAACAGAGCCAGCAAUUGGCGCAGCAGACGGCAAACGCCCCGGGCGGGUUGAUCGAUCCGAAAGCGAUGCUUAAAUCGCAGCAAGCCCUCGCAACGGGCGGCAGCACGGGGAUGAGUAACGACAUGAAAGUCACGGAGCUGUUCGACUAUAUUCGAGACCGCAACCAGUGGCUUGAUCAGCGCUUUUCAGAAAUGGACAAACGGUUCGAGCGGAUAGACCGAAACUGCGGUGCCCUAGUCAUUUUCAUGGACCAAUCGAAGAAGCGGGAAGCGGCCCAGGAAAAGUCUGCCGGUGCGAGCGGCAAAAAGAACGCGGGCGACAGCGGCACUGAUUGGCGCAGAAUACGAAAACUCGAGGAUCAGGUUGACGCUCUCCAGUCCGGCAACGAACGAAUCCUGGAACUGCUGGAGCGCACGCAGUACCGUGAACCGCCCGUCAUGCGCCAUCCCGGAUCCCCGUCACGCCGCUAAGGAAGUUCUCCAUCCGGCCGCCGAAAGGAAGAAGGAUUUCUAUUUCAAACUGCUCUUUUUGUGCCUGCUUUGUACUUCUAACCAGUACAACGGCUGACGUCCCUUCGGUUUCCGAGAGGGAGAAAGAAGUGGCGCUACACCCCUUGCUCUUGUCGAUUGACAAUUACUUGUGACAAUUUACACAAAGGGUUUUUCGUUUCUGUUUCCGUUUCUCAAGCAAAACAACAAACUUCCAAGAAUCUUAAAGCUAAGUCCUAGUCUAAAAUCUUCCAAGUUAGAAAUAUGUCACGACUUCAAUAUCUUAUCCUUGCUUAGUGUCAAUAACGUCAAAGUCAAAUUCUAGCCAAACCUUCCAAGAAUCUUAAAGCUAACAAUUCGCAGCAAACUUCUAGCAUGCAAGCCCAAGCCUAGAAUGCUUGCAAUAAUUUGAACUCGUCAA
Molecule: messenger RNA, 8638 nt
Organism: Amoebophrya sp. A120
Lineage: Eukaryota; Dinophyceae; Syndiniales; Amoebophryaceae
Source: the annotation of a GenBank genome assembly